AUGGCUGAUGAUCCACACCCUCCACUUCAUGAGUACCACCAGUCAGGAGACCUAAUCAUUGGAGCUAUCGCUUCCCAUACUUUCAUCAUCUCCAGUGCAAUCACCUUCACUGAAAAACCCCCAUCACCUUUGCCUGAAGAGCUUGUUGCAGUACCUAAGAAUUAUCAGCACAUCCUGGCCUUGGCAUUUGCAGUAAAAGAGAUCAAUGAAAACCCUCAGCUCUUACGAAAUGUCACCUUGGGCUUCCACAUCUAUGACAGCUAUUUCACUGAGAAGUGGACCUACCAUGCUACAAUACUACUAAUAUGCACCCUGGGAGUUUUUGUUCCAAAUUACAACUGUGAUGUCCAAACUAACCUGAUUGGGGUCAUUGGGGGACUGGACCCGCCAACCUCACUUCAAGUAGCAAUACUUGUGGAUAUUUACAAGAUUCCACAGCUCCACCGGUUUAUGAAAAGUGUCUCAUUUAACAAUAGUGCAGGGGAAGAAGUUUCCUUUGACCAGAAUGGGGAGUUAGCAGCUGGUUUUGAUGUCAUGAAUUGGAUUUCCCCCACAAACCAAUCCUUUCAUAGAGUGAAAGUUGGGAGGCUGGAUCCCCAAGCUCCUCCAGACCAAGCAUUCACCGUCAAUGAGGAUGCUAUAAGAUGGCACAGGGGAUUUAACCAGGCACAGCCUCUAUCUGUGUGCAGUAAGAGUUGUUACCCUGGUUCUUGGAAGAAAGUGAAGGAAGGCGAGCCAUCUUGCUGCUACGAUUGCAUUCCAUGCCCAGGAGGAAAGAUUUCAGACCAGAAAGAUGCAAGGGAUUGUCAUAAAUGCACAGAUGAAAAAUAUCCAAACAAAAGGCAAGACCAAUGUAUUCUGAAGGAUGUCAGGUUCUUGUCUUAUGAAGAACCUUUGGGCCUCUGUUUAGCCUCUUUAGCACUUUCAUCUUCUAUGAUCACAACUCUAGUGCUUGCAACAUUUAUAAAACACCACAAUACUCCCAUUGUCAAAGCCAACAACCGGGAUCUCACCUAUACUCUCCUCAUCUCACUCCUGCUUUGCUUCCUUUGUGUAUUUCUGUUUAUUGGAGAACCCCAUAUGGUGAUGUGUCUCUUCCGACAAAGUGCUUUUGGCAUCAUCUUCUCAUUGGCUGUUGCUUGUGUGCUGGCAAAAACCAUCACGGUAGUUCUGGCUUUCAUGGCCACCAAACCUGGAUCCAAAAUGAGGAAGUGGGUGGGAAAGAGUCUAGCCAGCUGCAUUGUUCUUUCCUGUUCCCUCAUCCAAGCACUUAUCUGCACUGUUUGGCUUGCAACCUCUCCCCCAUUCCCAGAUGUUGACAUGCACUCCUUCACUUCAGAAAUUGUUCUACAAUGUAAUGAGGGUUCUGUAACUAUGUUUUACUGUGUCUUGGGCUACAUGGGAUUCCUGGCAUUUGUCAGUUUCACUGUGGCUUUUCUUGCCAGAAAGUUACCUGGCAGUUUCAAUGAAGCCAAGUUCAUCUCUUUUAGCAUGUUUGUCUUUUGCAGUGUUUGGUUAUCAUUUAUUCCUUCCUACCUGAGCACAAAGGGAAAAUACAUGGUGGCAGUGGAGAUCUUCUCUAUUUUAACUUCCAGUGCUGGACUGCUGGGUUGCAUCUUUUCCCCAAAAUGUUACAUAAUUGUCUUGAGACCUGAGCUGAACAACAAGGAACAGCUGAUCAGGAGAAAACCUCAAAGAAUGUAA
Molecule: messenger RNA, 1704 nt
Organism: Zootoca vivipara (common lizard)
Lineage: Eukaryota; Metazoa; Chordata; Lepidosauria; Squamata; Lacertidae
Source: RefSeq, a predicted model, not a curated record